Molecule: messenger RNA, 7547 nt
Organism: Chionomys nivalis (European snow vole)
Lineage: Eukaryota; Metazoa; Chordata; Mammalia; Rodentia; Cricetidae
Gene: Adgrl3
Product: adhesion G protein-coupled receptor L3
Exons: 28
Coding region: 855-5600 (1581 amino acids)
Biological process (GO): brain development; adenylate cyclase-activating G protein-coupled receptor signaling pathway; synapse assembly
Cellular component (GO): cell-cell junction; axon; glutamatergic synapse
Molecular function (GO): G protein-coupled receptor activity; carbohydrate binding
Source: RefSeq, a predicted model, not a curated record
GAUUUUUGGUCUCCUCAGCAGCGGCUUUUCUUGCGGCGGCGGCGGCGGCGGCGGCAGCGGCAGCAAGAGAAGGAAAGGCAGCCUUAGCUAUGACUGCCGCAUGUUAAUAGCUCCCGCUUGGGUCCGCGGGCUGCAGCCGGAGACACAGCCUGACUCCGAAGUUGUGCAACUGUGCCCUGGGAGAGACAUUUGAACCCUCCUUCUCUUUGCUCCGCUUUUGCCCCCUGGGGCGUGUGAAGCGAGGAAACGUAAAGGAAGACUAGCAUUUGGCUUUCCCGGCUUCCCCUUUCUCCAUGGCUGUGUAGAAGAAGAAAGGAAAGAGACACUUUUUGUUGUUUCUUUGACUGGGGUCUCCACCCUCCAGUCGUCUCAGCGUUUUGAUUAUCAUUCUUUGCUUGGUGUGGCUGGGGUGUCUACGCUGGGGCCGGUCCAGCUUUUUUUUUUCUUUUUUCUUUCUUUCUUUCUUUCUUUUUUUUUUUUCUUCAUUUUUUGCCCUGGGGCUCAAUGGAUGGAUUGUGGAAAACUGUACCGGGUUGCAGGUUGUUGAGCAACUGAUGGGACCAUCUCAGGGACCGGCGAUUACGAAAGAUGCCGAUUUGAAGAGCUACCCUGAAAACUGAAAUGUUGAAUUCAGUAAGUCAGAAGAUGACAAAACCAUGGACUUUUAGCAAUCAAAGAACAAAUUAAGGUGUCUGACUUGGAAUAGCCGUGUUUAUUUUUGAGGAAUUUUUUUUUCUCUUGUUGUGUUUGUUUUUAAUCAUUGAUAUUGGAAUACAGAAGAGGAACCAGGAAUACACUCAUUUGGUUUCCCUUCGGAACACAUUUUUGAGGCACUCUCGCCUGAGAACACAGCCAUGUGGCCACCACAGCUGCUCAUCCUCUUGAUGCUGUUCGCACCUGGAGUGCAUGGUGGCAAGCACAAUGAGAGACAUCCAGCCCUUGCUGCUCCACUGCGACACGCGGAGCGCAGCGCAGGAGGCGCUCUACCUCCCAGACAUCUCCUUCAGCAGCCUGCGGCAGAGCGCGCCACUGCUCAUCGAGGACAAGGGUCACGUGGAGCUGCCAGAGGAGGUCGUGGACCAGGUGCCCCAGGAGCACAGGUUGCAGCCCAAGCUUUCAGCCGUGCCCCAAUUCCCAUGGCAGUGGUCCGCAGAGAGCUCUCCUGUGAGAGCUACCCCAUCGAGCUCCGCUGUCCUGGCACAGACGUCAUCAUGAUCGAGAGUGCCAACUACGGGAGGACAGAUGACAAGAUCUGCGACUCCGACCCUGCUCAGAUGGAGAAUAUCCGAUGUUAUCUGCCAGAUGCCUAUAAGAUUAUGUCUCAAAGAUGCAAUAACAGAACCCAGUGUGCUGUGGUGGCAGGUCCUGAUGUUUUUCCAGACCCAUGUCCAGGAACUUAUAAAUACCUUGAAGUGCAGUAUGAAUGUGUCCCUUAUAUUUUUCUUUGUCCUGGACUGCUAAAAGGAGUGUACCAGAGUGAACACUUGUUUGAAUCAGACCACCAAUCUGGGGCAUGGUGCAAAGACCCUCUACAGGCUUCCGACAAGAUUUAUUAUAUGCCCUGGACCCCCUACAGAACUGAUACCCUGACAGAGUAUUCAUCCAAAGAUGACUUCAUUGCUGGAAGGCCAACAACGACCUACAAGCUCCCUCACAGAGUGGAUGGCACUGGAUUUGUAGUAUAUGAUGGUGCCCUGUUCUUCAACAAGGAACGUACCAGGAACAUAGUAAAGUUUGAUUUACGGACUAGGAUAAAGAGUGGAGAGGCGAUCAUAGCAAACGCCAAUUACCAUGACACAUCCCCAUACCGAUGGGGUGGCAAAUCUGACAUAGACUUGGCGGUGGAUGAAAAUGGAUUAUGGGUAAUCUAUGCAACAGAACAAAACAAUGGCAAAAUUGUCAUUAGCCAGUUGAACCCUUAUACUCUACGGAUUGAGGGGACAUGGGACACUGCGUAUGAUAAAAGGUCAGCUUCCAAUGCGUUUAUGAUUUGUGGGAUUCUGUAUGUGGUCAAAUCUGUAUAUGAGGAUGAUGACAAUGAGGCCACUGGUAAUAAGAUUGACUACAUUUACAACACCGACCAAAGCAAGGAUAGCCUGGUGGAUGUACCCUUUCCUAAUUCCUACCAGUACAUCGCAGCUGUGGAUUACAACCCCAGGGACAAUCUGCUUUAUGUGUGGAAUAACUACCACGUUGUGAAAUACUCUUUGGACUUUGGACCCCUGGAUAGUAGAUCAGGGCCAGUACAUCAUGGACAAGUUUCCUACAUCUCUCCACCUAUUCACCUUGGCUCGGACCUAGAACGACCCCCUGUUAGAGGAGUUUCUACCACAGGACCCCUGGGCAUGGGAAGCACAACCACCAGCACCACUCUUCGGACCACGACCUGGAACAUAGGGAGGAGUACCACUCCAUCAUUGCCGGGCAGAAGAAACCGGAGUACCAGCACACCAUCCCCAGCUGUGGAGGUGUUGGAUGACAUCACCACACACCUGCCAUCGGCAGCCUCCCAGAUCCCAGCUAUGGAAGAGAGUUGUGAUGCUGUGGAAGCCCGGGAAAUAAUGUGGUUUAAGACCCGUCAGGGGCAAGUAGCAAAACAGCCCUGCCCAGCAGGAACGAUAGGUGUAUCAACUUACCUAUGCCUUGCUCCUGAUGGAAUAUGGGAUCCCCAAGGACCAGAUCUCAGCAACUGCUCUUCUCCUUGGGUCAAUCAUAUAACACAGAAGUUAAAGUCUGGAGAGACAGCUGCCAAUAUUGCUAGAGAGCUGGCGGAACAGACCAGAAAUCAUUUGAACGCUGGGGACAUCACCUAUUCAGUCCGCGCCAUGGACCAGCUGGUUGGUCUCCUGGACGUACAGCUCCGGAAUUUGACCCCAGGCGGGAAAGACAGUGCAGCACGCAGCUUGAACAAGCUUCAGAAAAGAGAGCGCUCUUGCAGAGCCUAUGUCCAGGCGAUGGUCGAGACAGUUAACAACCUCCUUCAGCCGCAAGCUUUGAAUGCCUGGAGAGACCUGACAACAAGCGACCAACUCCGUGCAGCCACCAUGUUGCUCGACACGGUAGAGGAGAGUGCUUUCGUGUUAGCCGAUAACCUUUUGAAGACCGACAUUGUCAGGGAAAAUACAGACAAUAUUCAACUAGAAGUUGCACGGCUGAGCACAGAAGGGAACCUAGAGGACCUGAAAUUUCCCGAAAACAUGGGCCAUGGAAGUACUGUCCAGCUCUCAGCAAACACUUUAAAGCAAAAUGGCCGGAACGGGGAGAUUAGAGUAGCCUUUGUCCUAUAUAACAACCUGGGCCCUUAUUUGUCUACGGAGAAUGCCAGUAUGAAGUUGGGCACAGAAGCCAUGUCCACAAAUCAUUCUGUUAUCGUCAAUUCCCCUGUUAUUACAGCAGCAAUAAAUAAGGAGUUCAGUAAUAAAGUUUAUUUGGCCGAUCCUGUGGUAUUUACUGUUAAACAUAUCAAGCAGUCAGAGGAAAAUUUCAACCCUAACUGUUCAUUUUGGAGCUAUUCCAAGCGCACAAUGACAGGUUAUUGGUCAACACAAGGCUGUCGACUCCUGACUACAAACAAGACACAUACUACAUGCUCCUGUAACCACCUCACUAACUUUGCAGUAUUGAUGGCACAUGUGGAAGUUAAGCACAGUGAUGCGGUCCAUGACCUUCUUCUGGAUGUGAUCACGUGGGUUGGCAUCUUGCUGUCCCUUGUUUGUCUCCUGAUUUGCAUCUUCACAUUCUGCUUCUUCCGUGGGCUCCAGAGUGAUCGUAACACCAUUCACAAGAACCUCUGCAUCAGCCUGUUUGUGGCAGAACUGCUCUUCCUGAUCGGAAUCAAUAGAACCGACCAACCAAUUGCCUGUGCGGUGUUUGCGGCCCUUUUACACUUCUUCUUCUUGGCGGCCUUCACCUGGAUGUUUCUGGAAGGCGUGCAGCUGUACAUCAUGCUGGUGGAGGUUUUUGAGAGCGAGCAUUCCCGUCGGAAGUACUUUUAUCUGGUGGGCUAUGGGAUGCCUGCGCUCAUCGUGGCCGUGUCCGCGGCAGUCGACUACAGGAGCUAUGGAACAGACAAAGUAUGCUGGCUGCGACUUGACACCUACUUCAUUUGGAGUUUUAUAGGACCAGCGACCUUGAUAAUUAUGCUGAAUGUGAUCUUCCUUGGGAUUGCUUUAUACAAAAUGUUUCACCAUACUGCCAUACUGAAACCGGAAUCAGGCUGUCUUGAUAAUAUCAACUAUGAGGAUAACAGACCCUUCAUCAAGUCAUGGGUUAUAGGUGCAAUAGCUCUCCUCUGCCUCUUAGGAUUGACCUGGGCCUUUGGACUCAUGUAUAUUAAUGAAAGCACAGUCAUCAUGGCGUAUCUCUUCACCAUUUUCAAUUCUCUACAGGGAAUGUUUAUAUUCAUUUUCCACUGUGUCCUACAGAAGAAGGUACGGAAAGAGUAUGGGAAAUGCUUGCGCACGCAUUGCUGUAGUGGGAAAAGCACGGAGAGUUCGAUUGGCUCAGGGAAAACAUCUGGUUCUCGAACUCCAGGACGGUACUCCACAGGCUCACAGAGCCGAAUUCGGAGAAUGUGGAAUGAUACUGUCCGAAAGCAGUCAGAGUCCUCCUUCAUCACUGGAGACAUAAACAGCUCUGCGUCACUCAACAGAGGAGCCAUGGCUAAUCAUCUUAUAAGCAAUGCUCUGCUUCGUCCGCAUGGUACUAACAAUCCCUAUAAUACAUUGCUUGGGGAACCGGCGGUCUGUAACAACCCUUCUAUCAGCAUGUACAACGCACAAGAGCCCUACAGAGAGACAAAGGGGCUUCUGAACAAUGCCAGGGAUACAAGUGUCAUGGAUACUCUACCACUGAAUGGUAACCAUGGCAACAGUUACAGCAUUGCUGGCGGUGAAUACCUGAGCAACUGUGUGCAAAUUAUAGACCGUGGCUAUAACCACAACGAGACCGCCCUAGAGAAAAAGAUCCUAAAGGAACUCACUUCCAACUAUAUCCCUUCGUACCUGAACAACCACGAGCGCUCCAGUGAACAGAACCGGAACAUGAUGAACAAACUGGUAAACAACUUAGGCAGUGGGAGUGAAGAUGACGCCAUCGUCCUGGACGACGCAGCGUCCUUUAACCAUGAGGAGAGUCUGGGCCUGGAACUCAUUCAUGAGGAAUCUGAUGCCCCCUUGCUGCCCCCGAGGGUUUACUCCACCGAGAACCACCAGCCACACCAUUACAGCAGGAGACGGCUCCCCCAGGACCACAGCGAGAGCUUCUUCCCUCUGCUAACUGACGAGCACACAGAAGAUCUGCAGUCACCGCACAGGGACUCUCUGUACACCAGCAUGCCGGCCCUGGCCGGCGUGCCCGCUGCAGACAGCGUGACCACCAGCACCCAGACCGAAGCCGCAGCGGCCAAGGGUGGUGACGCCGAAGAUGUUUACUACAAAAGCAUGCCAAACCUGGGCUCCAGAAACCACGUGCACCCGCUGCACGCCUACUACCAGCUGGGGCGCGGCAGCAGCGAUGGAUUCAUAGUUCCUCCCAACAAAGACGGGGCCUCUCCGGAGGGAACUUCCAAAGGACCCGCGCACUUGGUCACUAGUCUAUAGAAGAUGACACGGAGAUGGCAGCCAGCAGGACUGCAAAAACCCAGUGGACCAUUCUGAGUUGACAUAAGCAGUGGUCAUCCUGUGUACUCCGACACCUGAUGCUGUUCUCAAAAGAGAGACUCUGACUUUUUUUUUUUUAACUUGAAUUUUUAGUCGGCCCAGGGGAGAAAGCUCACUGCUGAGACCCUCCUGUGCCCCGUUCUUCCCCAUCCUUUCCCCUCAGAUGGAGACUUCAUUAUGUUAAUGAACGAGAUAUGAAGAAAAUGGCGCUCAUUGUGGCCUUGUUGAAUUAUGUUGUGUUUGUUUUAACAUCUCUGAUGCUCUGUUACUAGAAUCACAAGGACCUGUUGUUUUGUUUUGUUUUGUUUUUUAAAAAAGGCCAGAACAAUGGUUUGAAAUUAGUAACAAUGCUGCAUCUAGAUUGGAGUGCUGGCCAGCCGUAGAAGCAGAGAAGAACUGUAUUACCUAGCGGUUCACGGUCACUCACAACCUGAGUUCACCACAGCGGGAACAGCUGUGGGAAAUAAAAACAAAACAACACAAUGAAUAAUCUGACGGAGGGGAAUUCUAGAAUUAUAUGCUAAGUGCAUAUUUUAUGAUUUGCUGUAUUAACUGAUGAUAAAACUAAUGGCAGAAACAAAUUGAACAAUUUCUAUGUAAUGUACAGAUACUAGCAUUGCGCAUAUAGUCAGCUUUCUGUUCCUCCAGAAUUUGAGUCCUGUUAAUGUAGUGGCAAAGAAGAAAUUUUCUUUUGUGCUAGUCUUGCAAGUUUGUCUACCAGUAAAAGAGCCAAGUUUCCUUCCUUUCUUGUUUUCUUCUUUUUUUUCUUUUGUCCCCUCCCCCCACCUCUUUUUUCUUUAAAACUUCACCUGGCAAAAAAAUAAUAAUAAUAAUAAUAAAGAAAUGAAGCUAUCACUUUAUAAGAAUCAUUUUCUAGUAAUGCAAACAAAUUAUUUUUUACAAAAAAUAAAAUAAAAUAAAUAAAAUUAGACGUCCUUCCCUCACUAUAUAUCUUUAUCCAGCCCGAAUAUUUCCAGAACCAUUUUUUUUUUUUUUUUGCAAAUUAGAGCAAGACAAAUUUUAUGUUUCCUGGGCACAUCUGUUGUAAUGCAAAGCAUAUUUGGCAAGCAGUUCAUCACCAAGGCAGUAGCUAUGAUUCUAGAAGCUAAGAGGUGUCUAUAGAGCUAGAGGGGCUUCUGCAUGUGAAAAGCUGUAUUCAAUAGGCCUUCCAGUGCUGAAUGCGCAGUGUGACCCCCUGAGGGCGCCUGCACUACCAAUUGUUAGAGGAAUUUCCCUCCCUCCUAGUGAGAGUGGAAAGGUCAAAUUAUUUUGAAAUGAUUUUUUUUAAAGUCUUCUGUUAACAGGAAAAUUUAUUUAUUUGACAGGAUUUUAAGUAAUGUAGGAAUACAAAUGGUAAGUUAGCAGCACAUAUAAUUUUUUUUAAAUUUAUGAUCCAUUUUGUAUGGUCUCAAGUUGGAUGACCUCAUUACUAAUAUUUGUUGUAAAAGUGAAACUUGUUUGCCAACCAAUAAACAACUGAUUGAGAUUUAGAAGAGAUUGUUUUGACGUAUGUACUAUAUUAUCAAGUAUUCUCUUCAUUUUUCUUGCCUUUCCUUUCUUCCUUUAUCAGAAUAUAAGCUUCCCUUAUCUUUUGUGAUCCAAGUGAGCCACACCAAAGGAAUCAAUCUAAGUUCAAUAUAUGAACACAGCAUGGUACAGGGUUUGCAGACAAAGUCAACCAAGGAAAUGGGAUGAGCUGAAGAGUAACUCACACUCAAGCAGUUAACAAUGACCACUGUUUGCUUACUUGUAAAGUGUCACUAGGCUUGUGUCUAGAAACACGUUCAUUCCAUGGUUUAAAUGUCACAUUUGACAGAGUCAUCUUCCCCCCCACCUUUUUGUAAGCUCCAUUUUGAUGGAGGAAUUUGCAUAUGUAAAUUUACUCAA